Molecule: messenger RNA, 3235 nt
Organism: Eptesicus fuscus (big brown bat)
Lineage: Eukaryota; Metazoa; Chordata; Mammalia; Chiroptera; Vespertilionidae
Gene: PIGG
Product: phosphatidylinositol glycan anchor biosynthesis class G
Exons: 13
Coding region: 99-3062 (987 amino acids)
Biological process (GO): GPI anchor biosynthetic process
Cellular component (GO): endoplasmic reticulum membrane
Source: RefSeq, a predicted model, not a curated record
CCCGGACGCGCGGGGCUGGCUGCAGCCGGGGCCGCGGAGCGCGCCUGCUCCCCGCUGUUCCCGCAGCCGGAGGCGGCCGGGCGGCGGCGGGCGGCGCGAUGCGGCUGGGCGGCGGGGCCUUCGCCGCGGCCUGCGUGGUGAUCGAGGUGCUGGGAGUCGCGCUCUUCCUGCGGGGCUUCUUCCCGCCUCCCGUGCGCUCCUCCUCCAAGCCCGAGCCCCCGGCGGCGCCCGAGCCCUCGGCAGGGGCCAGUUCCAAUUGGACCAAGCUCCCCGCACCUCUCUUCGGGAAAGUUGUUAUUAUGCUGAUCGAUGCCUUGAGAGAUGAUUUUGUGUUUGGGUCAAAGGGUGUGAAAUUUAUGCCCUACACAACUUACCUUGUGGAAAAAGGAGCAUCUCACAGUUUUGUGGCUGAAGCAAAGCCACCUACAGUUACUAUGCCUCGAAUCAAGGCAUUGAUGACAGGGAGCCUCCCUGGCUUCGUGGAUGUCGUCAGAAACCUGGACUCGCCCGCUCUGCUGGAAGACAAUGUCAUCACACAGGCAAAAGCCGCAGGGAAGAGAAUCAUCUUCUAUGGAGACGAAACAUGGGUGAAGUUAUUCCCACAGCACUUUGUGGAAUAUGAUGGAACAACCUCAUUUUUUGUGUCAGAUUAUACAGAGGUGGACGAUAACGUGACGAGGCAUUUGGAUAAAGUGUUGAAAAGAGGGGAUUGGGAUGUGUUAAUCCUCCAUUACCUGGGGCUGGAUCACAUCGGCCACAUUUCCGGGCCCAGCAGCCCCCUGAUUGGGCGCAAGCUCAGCGAGAUGGACAGCAUCCUGAUGAGAAUCCACACCUCGCUGCUGUCAGAGGAGAGGGAGGACCUCUCGCCCAGCCUGCUGGUUCUCUGUGGUGACCACGGCAUGUCCGAGAGUGGGGGCCACGGGGCCUCCUCCGUGGAGGAAGUGAGCACCGCACUGCUGCUCACCAGCUCUGCGUUCGAGAGGAAGCCUGGUGAAGUCAGGCCCCCAGAGCGUGUGCAGCAGACCGACCUGGCUGCCACCCUGGCGGUGGGGCUCGGCCUGCCUAUCCCGCAGCACAGUGUGGGCCGCUUCCUGUUCCCAGUCGUCCAGGGCAGAGCCAUGCGGGAACAGCUGAGGUUCCUACACUUGAAUGCCGUGCAGCUCAGCAGGCUGUUGCAAGCAAGUGUCCCGGUGUACGAGAGAGAGCCUGGAUUCGAACAGUUUAAGGUGUCAGAAAGGCUGCACGGAAACUGGGUCAGACUGUACUUAGAGAAAAAUAACUCAGAAGUCCUUCUCACCCUGGGAGCCAAGGUCCGCAGGCAGUACCUGGGCACCCUGAAGACCCUGAGCCGGACCUUGAGCAGCCAGGUGGCCCAGUACGACGUCUACUCGAUGGUGGUGGGGACCGUCGUGGUUCUGGAGGUCCUCGCCCUGCUCCUGCUCAGCGUCCCGCAGGCCCUGGGCGCCGCAGCGGAGCUGGAGGUCCCUCUGUCACCCGUGUGUUCUCUGCUCUUCUACUUGACGUUCCUGCUUCUCUGGGCCGUGCACGUGGUCAUGUGCACCUCAACCGAGAGCUCCCGCUACCUCUGCAGCCUCACGUGGCCCAUGGCGGGCGGGGUGCUGGCGCUGGUCUCCGCGCUGCUCUGUGGAGUCUUGUCCGCUCUGACCAGGACGUGUGUGGAUGGAAAGCUCCUGAGGAGGAACCCAGCUCCUUCCCCGUGGAGGUGGUCAGAGCUGGACUUCCUCAUCCUGGCGGGGACUGCGGGCCACGUCCUGAGUCUGGGUGCGAGCAGCUUCAUCGAGGAGGAGCAUCAGACCUGGUACUUUCUCAUCAGCACCCUGUGCCUGGCUCUGUGUCACGAGAGCUACAGAACCUGCUUUCUGGGGGGCGACGGGGAGCCUCGGCAUUGCUCACGCGCGGAAGGAGGGUUUGCCGGCCCGGCAUCAGCUUUGCAGGACAGGAGCGUCAGCUGUGACGUGUUAGAGCUCGACCAAGCACGCAAGAGCCCCUCUGCCCUGGACGGACUCCGAGGCCGUGAGAAGUACAUGGCGCUGGCCAGCCCAUGGCUGGUCCUCGGCUGCUGCCGGCUGCUGCGGUCUCUGAACCAGACGGGGGUGCAGUGGGCCCACCGCCCUGACCUGGGACACUGGCUCACCAGCUCUGACCACCAAGCCGAACUCUCCAUCCUCGCUGCCCUUUCCCUCCUCGCCAUCUUCGCGCUGGUUCAGAGCAGGUGCUCCCCGGUGUCCAAGGGGGCCCUGGCGCUUGGCCUGCUGGGUGUCUACUGCUACAGGGCAGCCACUGGCCACGUGCUGUCCCCAUGGCAACAAGGCAACAAGGACAUUUCCAGGGGCAUCAUUGAAGCGCGUUUUGUGUACGUGUUUGUCCUUGGCAUUCUGUUCACGGGCAUCAGAGACGUGCUUAAGUCUCGAGUCCCCGCUGCAGACGUCCCGGCCAAGACUGCCGGUCUGUGGGACGUGUACAGUGGACUGGUGCUCCUGGCGGCCUUGCUCUUAAGGCCACAUAACCUUCCUGUCCUGGCGUGCAGCCUCUUGAUCCAGACCCUGCUGACCAGGUUCGUCUGGAAGCCCCUGAGGCACGGUGCCGCUGAGGUCACCGUCAUGCACUAUUGGUUUGGUCAGGCGUUCUUCUAUUUCCAGGGAAACUCCAACAACAUCGCCACGGUGGACAUCUCGGCGGGCUUCGUGGGCCUGAACACCUACGUGGAGGUCCCAGCCCUGUUCCUGACGGCAUUUGCGACGUAUGCGGGGCCCGUGCUGUGGGCCGGCCACUUGGUGAACUUCCUGAGUUGGGAGCCCAGCAGCGGUUCGGCACUGAGGCACGCCUGCUUCUGCUACGCGCUGCUCUGCUCCGUCCCGGUGUCCGUCUACGUCGUCCUGGUGACGGCCCUGCGCUACCACCUGUUCAUCUGGACCGUAUUCUCCCCGAAGCUCCUCUACGAGGGCACGCACCUGCUCGUCACAGCCGCCCUCUGCCUGUGCUUCACCGCUGUGGACCGGUCCGGCGCCAAGGCAGACGCUGGGAAAAUUGCACAUUGUUAAAGUCUACUGUCUGCUUCAUGGAUUUGAUUAGUUAAAGUAGGUGUAAGUGCAAGAUUAUUCUAAAAAGAAGGGGUGAAUUCUACAAUGUGGAUGAAUAGCUUCAAUUGCUUGGAUGACUAUACUUGAAGUUGAAUUCAGUAGUAAGUGGCUUAAUAAAAGGUCACUUUAAAAUA